Molecule: messenger RNA, 564 nt
Organism: Penaeus vannamei (Pacific white shrimp)
Lineage: Eukaryota; Metazoa; Arthropoda; Malacostraca; Decapoda; Penaeidae
Cellular component (GO): extracellular region
Molecular function (GO): peptidase inhibitor activity
Source: RefSeq, a predicted model, not a curated record
GCGAGGCCUCUGGCCUAUAAAUGGCGUCACUGGUUCCGUCCUCACGCAGUCAGUCGUCGCCGUUCGAGCUGUCAGUUACUUGCAACAUGAUGAUUCGCGUGCUCCUCCUCGUGGGCGUGGCAGCCGUUGUCGCUUUGGCCAGCGGAAACGCUGACGGCUGCAGAUACUACUGCGAGAAGUGGCGGCCGGAAGGAGAGGAGAGGCCCGUGUACUGCUGCGACGACGGGACGGUCGGCGACCCGCCUCCCGUUGAAGAUCACAGUGGAGAAUGCCCCGACGUUCGGCGUCACUGCCUUCGCUUCAAAAGGCCACCAAAUGUGUGCCCCCACGACGGUUUCUGCCCGUCCAACCAGAAGUGCUGCUGGGACACCUGCUUGGACCAUCAUGCUUGUAAACUCCCUGUUUAAGAGAGGAUUCCAUUCCGCAAGGAGUGACUGAGUCUCCGAUAAUUUGUUGUUAAUUGUUCUGAAUUCUGUCUUUGUUUUAUGUCUUGUUUCAAACACGUGAGAGUUAUCAUCUAUGUACUAUUUACAGGCAAUAAAUAACAUUCUUAUGAAAACUCUU